Messenger RNA from Euleptes europaea (tarantolino), 804 nucleotides. It is a transcript of the gene CBX3, whose product is annotated as chromobox 3. Lineage: Eukaryota; Metazoa; Chordata; Lepidosauria; Squamata; Sphaerodactylidae. Gene Ontology annotation, molecular function: chromatin binding. The coding region runs from base 133 to 687 and encodes 184 amino acids. The transcript is spliced from 5 exons. The record is from RefSeq and is a predicted model, not a curated record. Gene Ontology annotation, biological process: negative regulation of transcription by RNA polymerase II; chromatin organization. Gene Ontology annotation, cellular component: nucleus; pericentric heterochromatin.
UGGAAUAAUGCAUUGAGUUCUUGGGGGAUAAAACAAGAACCAUACUUGUAUUGAGAUGCCUUUCUCUGAGUAAUGCAACAUUCCUUUUGUCAUACAUUUUUCUAGUAAAAUCUCAGCAAGUCUGCAAUAAAAAUGGCCACCAAUAAAUCUACAUUGCACAAAAUGGGGAAGAAGCAGAAUGGCAAAGGCAGAAAAGUUGAAGAAGCAGAACCUGAAGAAUUUGUGGUGGAGAAAGUCUUGGAUCGACGUGUAGUUAAUGGAAAGGUUGAAUACUUCUUGAAAUGGAAGGGAUUUACUGAUGCUGAUAAUACCUGGGAACCUGAGGAAAAUUUGGAUUGUCCAGAGUUAAUAGAAGCUUUUCUGAACUCUCAGAAAGCUGGUAAAGAAAAGACAGAUGGUGGCAAAAGAAAAUCUCUCUCAGAUAGUGAAUCUGAUGACAACAAAUCAAAGAAAAAGAGGGAUUCUAUUGAUAAACCAAGAGGAUUUGCAAGAGGUCUUGAUCCUGAGCGAAUAAUUGGAGCCACAGACAGUAGUGGGGAAUUAAUGUUUCUUAUGAAGUGGAAGGACUCAGAUGAAGCGGACUUAGUGCUGGCCAAAGAAGCUAAUGUGAAAUGUCCCCAAAUUGUAAUCGCUUUUUAUGAAGAGCGGCUAACUUGGCACUCAUGCCCAGAAGAUGAAGCACAAUAAUUGUUUGGCUUUUCUUUUUUAUAUAUGUAUAAAAAUAUUAACAGCUGUUUGGUUUUGACCUACCAGAAAUGUGGAACACGUCUACAUUCUAAUAUGAUAAGUUUGAUUAUUUUUGAA